AUGGCGUUGCUGGGCGAGAUGCGGGGGGCAAAGCUGGAGCCCACCGUCGUCAGCUACUGCGCAGGGAUCAGUGCGUGCGCGAAUGGCGAGCAGUGGCAGCGGGCGCUGGUGCUGCUGGGCGAGAUGCGGGAGACGACUCUGGAGCCCGACGUCGUCAGCUACAGCGCUGGGGUCAACGCGUGCGAGAAGGGCGGGCAGUGGCAACAAGCGUUGAGCAUACUCAGGAUUUUGCGACUGAGACAGGUGGAUGCUGAUUUCUAUGUCUACGGCGUUGCUGCGAGCAUGUGCGAGCAAAGGGGGCAACGGAGCCAAGUGGUGUCGUUAUUCACGGAGAUGCAUGACCGAUUGUUCGGAUGA
Messenger RNA from Prorocentrum cordatum, 357 nucleotides. The record is from the annotation of a GenBank genome assembly. NCBI's taxonomy places the organism in Eukaryota, Dinophyceae, Prorocentrales, Prorocentraceae.